This is a messenger RNA of Darwinula stevensoni, 729 nucleotides long. The record is from the annotation of a GenBank genome assembly. NCBI's taxonomy places the organism in Eukaryota, Metazoa, Arthropoda, Ostracoda, Podocopida, Darwinulidae.
AUGCAAGAGGGUUUCAAUGCCCCUACCGAGGAGAGUCGCGUUUCCUUUGGUGGGCUGUCACGUGAAAUGCAAACUUUUUUUUCCCAUUUCGCAGGUGUGGGGUACUGCGCUGUGAUGGUAGCGUUUUACGUCUCUUUCUACUACACCGUGAUCAUAGCAUGGGCCUUCUAUUUUUUAUUCGCGAGCCUUCAACCUGAGCUCCCGUGGACGAGGUGCGACGCCUCAUGGAAUACUCCCUCUUGUUUCUCUUAUGCUCAAAAAUCAUCGAAAAACACGUCCUCUGAGGGAGAUGAAGAACUCAGGGCUAACUUCGACGUGUCUACAUCGCCAGCUUUCGAGUACUUCGCGAGAGGAGUGUUGGGAUUACAUCGAAGCACGGGGAUUUCUGACCUCGGUUGGCCACGAUGGACACUCUUGGGGUGCUUACUUAUUGUCUAUUCCCUUCUUUAUCUCUCUCUCUUCAAAGGAGUGAAGGCUUCGGGUAAAGUGGUCUGGGUCACGGCUACCAUGCCCUACUUCAUCCUCAGCAUCCUCUUAUUUCGAGGCCUUUUCUUACCGGGGGCCAGUCAAGGCAUCAUUUAUUAUCUCAGUCCGGACUUGUCACGCUUGAAGCAUUCUCAGGUAUGGGUGGACGCAGCGGUCCAGAUAUUCUAUUCAGUCGGGGCUGGCUUUGGAGUGCAUCUCACGUAUGCAAGCUACAACACAUUCCACAACAACUGUUACAGGUGA